GUUUAAAUCUUUACCGGAAGCCAUAUUUUAAUCUCGACGAUACCGCGUGAAAAUGAAAUACGUCUGAAAAUUAUGAUCGAUUUUAGGGUGUUUUUAUCAGCAUCAGUCCUUUUUAUUGCAGUUUUAGUCAAUAUCAUAGCUUUUAAGACUUUUAUUUUUAUAUCGUUUUCAAUUUUAUGCUCAAUUGUUUUAUUUGAAAAAUGGUCAACGAAUGGGCUUCGCGCGGGUGAGAGACAACGUAAAAAACGAAAGAACGACGUAAAGGAACAAUUAACAACCACCAAUGGUAUUCUGUCAAACAUGUUUUUUAACAGAUCAUUCCAAGAAAAAUCAAAAGUGAACAAUAACAAUGCUUCCCCUUCGUGGAGGACCGGUGCCACAUCGCCUCAGUUUCCAACGGACAACAGAAUUCGAAAUCGUAAUGCAGUUUCAAGAAACCAUUCAUUUUCGGGAAGAAGAACCGAUUUUAAUUCCUCAAGGAUUACAGACAGUCAUUUGAAAUAUAUACCUUUCUUACCUACCGUAAGAAGAGCACUAGGUCUUGAUAAUGUAUCUAGGAGCCCUUUACCAAAGACCCCAGAGGUUACAGCCACCUAUCCAGAGAGACCCGUGGCUGGGUUUUUACCUGCAGUGCGACUUGGGAGGAGAGAAGUUCCCCUGUAUUCUCCAGCCUCAAGAACCAUAGGAAGAAGUCCAAAUACUGUGAAGAUUGCCCCACCAGAUCCUAGAAGGAUGCACAACACAAGAUUAUUUCAAGUGAAAAGCAAUCAGAGAGAAGAAAAUAAAACAAGUACACCCAACACACAGUCAGUGUUGUCUGCAUUAAAAGAGAAAAGUAGAAAGAGAGCCAUUGAAGGAUUGGAUGUCACCAUCACAGAUGUACAAGGCCAAAUGGCAAAGAGAAGGCGACAAGAAAGCCAGCAGUCCAAUGCCUCCACAUCCUCCUUGCCCUCGCUGCCAGACAAUUUGCCUGAUCUUUCUACCCAGGGUUACACCAUUCCACGUCUAAAGACUCCGACCCUCAAGCGUUCUAUAAACAUGGUAAACCUGACAGACUUGGAAUGGGAAGAGAGUGAGGAGAGAGGGAACAUGAAGAAAAGACCCCGCCAUGAAGCACAUUACAACUCCAUCUCCAGCUCUCUCAGUUCUAUGCGACGUAUGAAGAUCAAACAGGCUGUGAACAAAAGGAAAAAUGAAUCCAAAGAAAAUAGUGUGCUGGAGGAUACUUCAGGCCGCAUCUCGCCGGUCACCAAAAAGGCAAUGCUUCGCAGUGCUGACACCGUAUUAUUGACUGAGAACAAAGAUGUUCCAUCCCAGGUUGCUCAGAAAUCUGAGGACACCUCUAAAAGUCAGCUCUCAGAUUUGGAGACAUCAGUAGCUGAGUUCCUGAAUAAGUCAGGGACCACACACAAGUCUGUGCGGACUCCAAAGCGUGUUGCUGUGACAGAGAAGUUAUCGGCAAGAAAGCGAGACAUGUCCCUUUAUGCAGGACUCAACAAAACAUACGAAGAUGUACCACAAGCAAAUGUGAAUGCAAAGAUUGAAGAUUAUGAUAAAGAUAGGGAGGAGGAGGAAAAGAGGGCCCAGGAUAUGAUGUCAGAGAUUGGAGACUCUGAGAAAGAGUCCUCUACUGCAGAUGUUUUAUCUACUAAUGUUUCAACACCAUCAGUAGCAAGUAUAACACCCUCAACAAUAAGUACUAUGCCAGUAUCUAUUGGGACCACCAAGCCAGUAUCCUUGGCCGCCACUAGCCCCAUUAGUAAUGCUACCACUGUUACCACAGCAACUCCAAGUGCUAAUACACCUGCGUCUGCACCCACCCCAGGUCUGUUUGCUAUAAGUACAGCAGCAUCUACUAGUUCUGCAUCACCAGCUAGCAAGCCUUUGCCAUCUGCUGGAUUUAAUUUUGGUGGUUCCCCAAGUAGUACAAAUGGACCAGGUUCAAUGGCCAGUCUCUCCAAUGGAACAACCACAGUAACUAGUGCUUCAGGAGCAAUAGCCAGCGCUGCACCUUUUAGUAUAGGAACAGCUUCUACAUCUUCUAUAAAAACUAGCCCUAUAGCAGGGUUUCAGUUUGGACAAACAAUGCCAUCGAAAACGGAGACAUCUUCAACAGAAUCCUCCUCUUCAAAUACAACUUCAGUCUCAUCCAGCAUAAGUGGGAUACUGUCUAAUGGCUCUAACUCCACAUUAAAAGUAUCAUCUGCUCUACCAUCUAUUUUGGGUGGACUGACAGGGCCAUCUAUUUCUUCACCAAGUGGACAGAAUGGAUUUAGUUUUGGAACCCAAUCAGCUAAAUCUUCAAACUCUGUUACAUCUGUAUUGUCUGCCCAAAGCUCGAAUGGAGGAUUCAGCUUUGGGGGCCAAAGUUCUAGUGUUUCAACAACAGUCCCUACAGCUGCAUCAUCUUCCAGUGUUGGAGGAUUCAAUUUUGGGAGUCAGACUUCAAAUGUCUCUGCACCUGUAAGCAAUGGCACUUUAAGUGCGCCGUCAAUUGGAGGGUUCAACUUUGGAGGUGGGACUACAAAAAGUGGUCAUCUAACCUCAGUCAGCAGUACAGCUUCAAGUACAUCUGCUGGAGGCUUCAACUUUGGUGGAACAACAAGCACAGCUACCACUUCAGCUGCGUCUGGUGGAUUCAAUUUUGGAGGUCAGUCUAAAACAGCAUCCUCCACAGCACCAUCAACUGGAGGGUUUUCCUUCAACAAUCAGCCAGCAAGCACAACAACAGCGGCAGCAGCUCCUGGUGGGACCAAUUUUGGAGCAGGAACUAGUUUUCAAGCAAGUUCCACUGGUGGUUUUAACUUUGGUACAGGAAAUAGUUCAAGUGCACCAAGUACAGGUAGCAGCACCUUUAACUUUGGAAGUAAGCCUUCAGCUCCUGUUGCCGUAUCAACCAAUUUAAGCACUGGAGGAAGUACUUCAGCUGCACCAGGAGGGUUUAACUUUGGUGCACAGCCAACAACCACUGCUAGUGGAACAGGAGGUUUAAACUUUGCCACACAGAAUCCAGCUCAAGCUCAAUCAACCACUGCAGUCCCAGCAGUUUUUGCAUUUGGAGGUCAAAAGCCUUCAACAACCUCUUCAUCAACAGGUGGAUUUAACUUUGGAGCUUCUACUAGCUCAACAGCAGGGAUGUUUAAUUUUGGUACAAGUAAAGCAGGUACUCCAGCAACCUCGGUGAUGUUUGGUUCUACACCAACAACAAAAACAGAGCCACAAACAUCUGUUUUUGCAUUUGGAGCUGGUGGUCAGAAUCCUGCAGCAUCUUCAUCAAUUUCCUUUGGACAACAGCCAGCUGGGUCCCAGCCUAGUUCCACCUUUACAUUUGGUCAAUCCACCACCACUGCUGGCAGUGUGUUUGGACAACCAACCGCUACUCAGGUUUCUUCUUCUUUUGGACAAUCCUCUACUCCUGCAUUUGGAAGCACCAGUGGAUUCGCCCAGCCAGCAGGAUCUCAAACAGCCACUGGAUUUGGACAAGCCUCCCAAUCUACAGCUGGGUUUGGACAAGGCACCAGUGGCCCUGGUUUUGGACAGCAGCCCCCCUCACAACCUUCUUUCAACUUUGGACAACAGAAUCCAACCACUCAAGCCCCACCAGCAUUUGGACAAGCAACUUCUCAGCCAUCAUUUGCAUUUGGACAACAAUCUUCAACACAACAAACUAAUUCUGUAUUCAGUUUUGGUCAGCAGCCAGCCCCACCAGCUUUUGGACAGGCAACAAGUCCACCAGGGUUUACAAAGUCAGCAAGCACACCAUCUUUUGCAUCAGCAAAUGGAACUAGCAGUAAUACUGGAUUUAAUUUUGGUAUGGCUACUCCUAUGAAAAAUUCUCAAAGUUUAGCUCCAUCUAGUGGGUUUAAUUUUGGAACUCCCCAGAACAACAGUGCUACACCCAACCAGUCGACACCAGCCAAACCUUAUGAUUUCUCCCAGUCCUUAACACCAUCUUUUAACUUUGGAGCAGGUGGAGGGAAUAAUGUCUCAUUUGGAACCCCAGGUGGAAAUGGCAUUCCCCAACCUAGCUUUGGAGGAUCAACUCCUUCCUUCAGUGUUGGAACGGGAAAUAACCAAAAGGCCCGCCCUGUCAGAAAACCAGUGCGAAGAACAAAGAGAACUUAAUUCAUUGCAUGUCUUUCAUAAAGAUCUUUGUAAAUUAUCAAGUGGCUAUCAUUUUAAAAAAUCUCAUAUCAUCCAUCUUGUGCAUAUCUUAAGCCAUUCUGUUGUUUUUUCGGGUUGACAACUCAUAGAAGUUCAAAUAAACUAAUUUUGAUCAGGAAAGCACAGCUGAGGUAUAUUACAGUUCAAUAAGAUUUUGAUUUUAAAAAAAAAAUUGCAUGUACUUUUUUCAAUUUGUAAAUCUGUAUAAAUUUGUAAAAAGAAGGUGAAUUUUUUUUUUAAAGAAUUUUUUUACAAAACAGGAGUGUUUUUUGAAAGAUGUUAUGUGUUAUAUAAAAAAAAUUAUCUAGAAGACUUUGUUUUGCACAGUUAUAUGUGUCAUAAUGUGUCAUAAUGCACUAAAAAGAUAUUUUAAAUGUAGUUUUUCAUGUUAUGUACAUGUAUAUUAAAAGAAAGAGUUUCAAAUAAGAAUUAUAUAUAUCUGGAGCUAAUUUAUAUAAAUUAUAUUUGUAAGAUGUAAACCUUUAAGUUGGAAAUUUUUGAUUAUGUUAAAACUUAUUUGAAGCUCUAUAAACAAUUCCUUAAUGAUGUGUUGGGGAUUACAAAAACUUGCUAAUUUUGAAGUCCCUGACAAUUAUUGGUCAAUUUCAAAAUGAGUUACAACAUUUUUUUUUACAUGUAUUUGCAUUCAAAUGUUCAGAAUGUCUUUCCAUCCAAUUUUCAUAAUUUAUUAUUCAACAAAAGGUGCUUGAUUUGCCCUGGUAUAACUUAUUUUGAUUUUGUACCAAUUUGUGUAUUUUGUUUUCUGUUAUAUUACAUCAGUCUGUCUGAAACAUUAAUUUUUGUGAUAGUGCCAAAUUUAUACAAAACUCGGUGUUACACAUAUGUUUUACGUAACACGAGUAAAUUUUUCCUCACUGUGUAACAGUGAUUGUAAUGUAAAUAUAUGCAAUAUUUGUAUUGACCUCACAGUUUCACAAAAGUUAGUGUUCAGUUCCCAAGCUUGUAUAUAUUCUCUGUAUCACUUUCUCUUUGCAGGCUGGUGCACAGCAUAUUGCUGUUUUUUUAUUGUGAAUGUCGAAUGUCAAGUUUUUGUUAAUGGUUGAAAAAUACAGCAACUCAAAUGCAUGAUGAGUUUAAAGCAGCAUCUGGUUAACGGUUACUGAAAGCUGAAAAAGUUAAUGGGUGUGUUCUUUGUCUGAGUGAUAUUGCAAUCAUUGGGUGUGCUCUUUCCUGUGGAGUUUCUGAUGAACCUCAAUGUAUUACACAAAAUAAUGAUAUUCCUGUGAAGAUUGGGUAGACCGUACGAAUCUGUAUUGGAUAGGGAGAAAACAAGUGUGGUGUAUUAUGUAUGAAAUUGAAUUGUGACUUAGAGAAAGGUGGAUGUAUGUUUCUGGAAUGGAGAUCAAUAAAAUUGUACUACUGGU
Magallana angulata is the source of this 5549-nucleotide messenger RNA. Its product is annotated as nuclear pore complex protein DDB_G0274915-like. The transcript is spliced from 12 exons. The record is from RefSeq and is a predicted model, not a curated record. Bases 73 to 4125 code for a protein of 1350 amino acids. NCBI's taxonomy places the organism in Eukaryota, Metazoa, Mollusca, Bivalvia, Ostreida, Ostreidae.